Molecule: messenger RNA, 3231 nt
Organism: Pseudogymnoascus verrucosus
Lineage: Eukaryota; Fungi; Ascomycota; Leotiomycetes; Thelebolales; Thelebolaceae
Exons: 7
Coding region: 837-3200 (787 amino acids)
Biological process (GO): transmembrane transport
Molecular function (GO): oligopeptide transmembrane transporter activity
Source: RefSeq, a predicted model, not a curated record
CUAUCUUUCAUUCCCAGCAUCGGCACAUCGGCAUGUUUCAAGGUCUCAAAUUCGAGCCACAAAUCACAUCAUAGGGAGUAUGGUACUGAAUCACAUAAGUAGACGGCAAAGAAGUCGGGUUCUCCGUUAGAUGGGCUCAUUGACGCGACAACACUUGCCGAAGAGAUGUUAGGGUUGCACUAGACGUUGCGCGGAAAUGGGCAAUUCAGUUGACCUGCUGUUGGUGGUACGGGCCCGUCACAGAGCACGGAAGGUUACUGCCGAGGUAUCACCACGAUACGAAGUAUACGGGAGUGCUGCCCUUCACAGGUUGGAGAGACAAACGACAUUUACAUUUCCGCAAGAUAGAUCUUCUACCCUUUGCCCAUGACUAGUGUGUUAUCUCAAUUUUUUUUGUUCAUGGGCUCCUUCGUUUCUUUGUCCCUUUGUGUGCGAGUAUCACCGUGUCUGUUUUGGACCAACCCAUAAUGUUGGCAGUUGCCGCAUUAGGAAGGUCCGUACCGUAGUGGCAGAAGCUUAUUUCCAUUAAGACCUUCCUAAAAGUUCAUAAUGCCCGCUGUCACAGCAGCUAUCAUCACUCAUGAGUGGCAUUUGACGAGCGCUUCGCGAUUGGCGCUAUAGAAGGCGUGCGAUGGCAUAUGAUCUUGGUGUGUAUCACGCAACCAGUUCUCGCAUCACCUUCCUGAGAUGAGUGCUCGUAUCCAUCUAGUUUGGGGGUUGGGGUUUUGAGCGUCCUACCUCGUGGUAUAAAGGGGAAACCAUGUGCGCGAUGGCGGAUCCCUUUGCCUACAUUGUGCUCCCCCGCCUCUCAGACAACUGCUCUUGCUUCUGUGCCAAUGUCUGCCCCUGUCGGCAAAGUUCUCACCCCUAUUGAGGGUAGGGUCGUCUCAGUUCCCAGCGACGAGGCGAUCGACGAGAAGAUCCGUCUCGACAGCGACGCGACAGAGAUUCUGAAAGAUGAAGACCUGGUGAUAGUUACUGAGACUAAGUCUGGUAGUAACGAUGACUCCGACAGCGGUACUGACGAUGCGAUUAUCGUUACGGGCGCCGACGCGGCGAAGCAUCUGUUGCCGCUGCGGGACGAUCUCGAGCCAGCGCUGACCUUCCGAAGUCUCUUCUUGGCUACUAUCCUCUCUGCUUUCCAGGCUGUGAUGUACCAAAUAUAUUAUUUCAAACCAACGGCCAUCACCAUCCAAGGAACUUUUAUUGUCAUCAUUGCCUACUUUCUUGGUAAGGCAUGGGCCGCUUUCCUCCCCCGUGGCGAUCUAUUUGAGGCACGGUGGAGGGAGCGUGGCGGUCAGGGAAAAGUUCCCCGAUGGAUCUCAGUCGUUUCUUUCUUCAAUUCCGGACCUUGGAAUCUAAAAGAGCACGCAAUUUGCACGAUAACUGCCACAUCGGCCUCCAACGGUGCCGCAGCCAUUAUUGUGUUCGCGGCGCAAGACCUUUUCUAUAACCUACCCUUAAAAGCAAGCACCGUCGUCUUGUGUACACUCUCGAUUGGACUGUUUGGUUAUGGAAUAUCCGGUAUAAUGCGCCCAAUCGCCGUCUGGCACGUCGAUGCAGUGUAUUGGAGUACUCUUCCCACAGUCAAAACUCUCCAAGGAAUGCAUUGGCAGGAGGUGAAAGACUCUAAGCCCAUCCGAUUCUUCUGGUACGCCUUUGCAGGCAUGUUCGCCUACGAGUGGUUCCCUGCCUAUAUUUUCCCUUUCCUCAACUCGGUCUCUAUCCCCUGUCUUGCCGCUAUGCAUGCCACAGGCAGCAAGGCGGCUGUGCUCACAAAUCUUUUCGGCGGGUCAAUCAACAACGAAGGGCUAGGUCUCUUCACCUUGUCCUUCGACUGGCAAUAUAUUACUUCCUUCCAGACAUCCCUUCCCCUCACACUGCAGGCCAAUGCCGCCGCAGGAUUUUUCGUCUGCUUUCUUGCGAUGAUCGGCAUAUACUACACCAAUGCCUGGGGCUCAAAGUCACUACCAUUUAUGUCGUCGCGGCUACUAUCCGACGACGGCUCAGCAUAUCCUAUCAAAAAGGUCUUUGCUGGUGGUGUGCUUAAUACGGAUGCUCUAGCCAUUUAUGGAAUCCCCAACAUUACCGGGACCUUCGCAUACGCCAUGUUCAUGGCAAAUGCUGCCAUCGGUGCCCUAAUUGCACACUGUAUCCUCUUUUGGGGUGGUGACAUCAAAAGGGCGUACAAAAGCGCAAAAAAAGGAAAUUAUAGUGACCGACAUCAUGCGUACAUGACCAAACAUUACAAGGAAGCCCCAUGGUGGUGGUACAUUAUUCUUCUUGUUAUCAGCUUCGUCCUUGGUCUCGCAAUCGUCAUCAAGGAAAAAAAUAUCCUUCCGGUUUGGGCGUACAUUGUCUCGCUGAUACUGGGAAUAGUCAUCUCACCCUUCAGCAUCAUUCUCUAUUCUCGUUACGGUAAUGGCAUUGCUACGAAUAACUUGUCGAAGAUGCUAGCAGGUCUGAUGCUCCCCGGCCGCCCCGUUAGUAAUAUGUACUUUAAUGCUUGGUCACAUACUGUCAUUUCGAACUCGCUGAAUCUGUGCAACGAUUUGAAGAUGGGUGAAUAUCUCAAAAUCCCUCCCCGUGUCAUGUUCCUUACUCAGGUAUAUGGUACUGUAUUGGGCGCUUUCGUCAAUUAUGCCGUCAUGAUUUCCAUCGUAGGUGGUAAUCGCGACCACCUCGUUAACAGCAAUGGCGACGCUUCAUGGAGCGGUGCGACCAUCCAGGGGUAUAAUACCAACGCAACCUCAUGGGCGAUGGCCAAAUACCUCUACAAAUCCGGGGCUAGGUACUCAAUUGUGCCUAUAGGUCUGGCAAUUGGCGCUGGUGCUGUCGUUGUCCACCGUUUUGUUGUACACUUUGUCCCUAGAAUUCGAGGCUUCUCGCUCUCGGAUUUCAAUUUCCCCCAGUUCAUCCAAUAUGCCGGUUAUAUCCCCUACAACUCGUCGCAGACUUGCGUCAUCUUCAGCCAGAUUCUUGCCGGAUUCUUCGUCCAGUUCUACCUCCGCAACUAUCGCCCGCGCAUCUUCAAGGAUUACUCGUACUUGAUCACGGGUGCCUUUGACGGUGCAAGUCUCACGGUUCUCUUUAUCCUGUCCUUUGCCGUCUUCGGUGCUGGAGGUCCUUCUAAACCGUUUCCAUCUUGGUGGGGCAACAACAUCAACGGCAACUACGAUUUUUGCCCUGUGGCCGAGUAGGCGGCCUGGCGGAGAAGACGGAACUUGUCGG